Messenger RNA from Cebus imitator (Panamanian white-faced capuchin), 1072 nucleotides. RefSeq names its product CKLF like MARVEL transmembrane domain containing 6 (gene CMTM6). Gene Ontology annotation, cellular component: membrane. Bases 120 to 671 code for a protein of 183 amino acids. The record is from RefSeq and is a predicted model, not a curated record. The transcript is spliced from 4 exons. Lineage: Eukaryota; Metazoa; Chordata; Mammalia; Primates; Cebidae.
GACGGAAGCCGGGGAGGAGGCCCAGGAAGUGACGGCCCCUCCGCGCUCCCGGGCUCUUGUGGAGUCCGCGAAGUGGGCGGUGAGGUUGCUGUGGCUGCUGCGCUCCCCGGCCCUCGGCGAUGGAGAACGGAGCGGUGUACAGCCCCACUACGGAGGAGGACCCGGGCUCCGCCACAGGGCCCCGGAGCGGCCUCGCUGCCUACUUCUUCCUGGGCCGACUCCCCUGGCUCCGGCGCGUUCUCAAGGGCUUGCAGCUGUUGCUGUCUCUGCUGGCCUUCAUCUGUGAAGAAGUUGUAUCACAAUGUACUUUGUGUGGAGGACUUUAUUUUUUUGAGUUUGUAAGCUGCAGUGCCUUCCUUCUGAGUCUUCUUAUACUGAUUGUUUAUUGCACUCCCGUUUAUGAUAUGGUUGAUACCACAAAAGUAAAAGCAUCGGAUUUUUAUAUUGCUUUGGGAACAGGAUUUGUGUUUUUGUUGGCAUCCAUCAUUUUUGUUUCCACACAUGACAGGACUUCAGCUGAAAUUGCUGCAAUUGUAUUUGGAUUUAUAGCAAGUUUUAUGUUCCUACUUGACUUUCUCACUAUGUUCAUUGAAAAACUACGGGAGUCCCGGCUGAGAAAACCUGAAAAUACCACUAGGGCUGAAGCCCUCACUGAACCACUUAAUGCUUAAAGAUUCUGGGGAGCAGAUGUUACCUAAGGUAGUGACGCUGCAUUGUGGUGCCUGAGCCCUGGAAGAAACUCUUGUAGAAUUUGUGUAAUUGUUUAAACCACGUCUUUUGGAGAGCAAAGGGAAGAUCAAGAAGGCAGUUUUAUCAGUAUUGUGUCAGUCACCACAAAUCAGGUCAGAGAAGCAAAAAAAAAAAAUGUUUUUAAUAAUGAUCGAAACUAUCUCAAAUGGAGAUUUUGGUGGGAGGAGGGGAGGACAAUGGUUUCUUUAAAUCGCACAGCUCGACCGUUGAUAAAUGAUUCUGUCAUUCUGUUACAGGUCAUUCUUUUACUAGGCUUAGCUUCCAAAUUAUGCUUUAUAGCUGUAUAAACAUGAUUAUAUUAAUCUAUUUAGAAAUUGUUUUA